Scophthalmus maximus (turbot) is the source of this 6293-nucleotide messenger RNA. RefSeq names its product adhesion molecule with Ig-like domain 1 (gene amigo1). The transcript is spliced from 2 exons. Gene Ontology annotation, biological process: brain development. The coding region runs from base 942 to 2480 and encodes 512 amino acids. Lineage: Eukaryota; Metazoa; Chordata; Actinopteri; Pleuronectiformes; Scophthalmidae. The record is from RefSeq and is a predicted model, not a curated record. Gene Ontology annotation, molecular function: protein binding.
CUGUUCCUUGGCAGACUUGAUGAAGAUUAUGAGGACGACGAUGAUGCUUGUGAUGUAAAGCCACCACAGGCUACUUUUACCGUGCAGCCGGCAAUUAUAAACCUUGAAAACGCCUCUACAGUUCACCUCUCUCGUGGCUUUCGAGUGGUGCGUCCGGGCAGCGCGUCUGUGGUGCGGCCGCUCCCGGUACACGGCGACUUCUGAGGGUUUGGACGCACAACCUCUGGGGGAAAACACGUCGACCACUGCUGCAGCAGCAUCAACAUCAUCAACAUCAUCAUAUCAUCAUCAUCAUCAUCAUCGACAGGAGCAGCGCUGCACGGAGACAGCGGCGGGCCUAUGAGGAGCCACGGGGAGACCUGGGAGCCACACACACCGCCCGUUCUUGAUUCUCUCCACGGCUGCUGGUGAGAGCCGACGCGCAGCCGGUCCUGCUCCAAAUGCGCCAAAUACGACCCGCAGAUCGGGGCCGUCUGUACACAGAGGGCGACACGAGCCGCUGAAAUCACGGAGAGCUGCGUAAAACUGUCGUUCGUCUCGUGGCUCUCUGGAGGCACAAGUACGCGUGUCGUCUGCUCUGUACGUAAUCUGUUCGGGUUUUUUUGUUUUUUUUGCGUAAUUUUGCACCGGGUGUUGGAUGCCGCGCGGACCGGGUUUCUUUUGGCGAGGAUAUACAUCUCCAUCGCCCCCCCCCUCCUCCCCUCCCCCCCUCCUGCAUCCACCGCGUCGUCUUCGACCGCGGACACGCACUCGGCCGGACGGCGACCAUCUGCGUGCUGCAACGCGGUCAACAGACAGAGGAAGUGGGUUUACACGAAAGCCAACAUCGCCGUCGGAGCCUUCGACCAGCAAUGUCUUGGAAUCCACUAGCUGCUCUUCCGUGCUGUUUUCUUACAAUGGAAUUGUAGUAGACCCCACGAGGAUUUAGAUCAACUGCGAGCAUGUUGCAGCCUUCCACCAGAACAGGUGACAGCCUGUCGGAAGUUUUACCUCACUUGAGUGAGCGUCAAAGAUGGGCCCCUUUUCUCAUCCUCUGCAUGGCUCUCCUCUGGCUUCCAGGGGCAGCGGGAUCGACCUUAAACUGCCACAAGACAUGCAUCUGCGCCUCAAACAUAGUGAGCUGCUCCAAGAUUAAUCUCACCACUGUCCCAACUGGUAUACCACAAUACACGGGCGUGCUGGAUCUUAGCUAUAAUGAGAUAACACGGCUACGAUCCGAGUGGACGCCAGUCACGCUCCCAAAGCUCCAUAACCUUCUCCUCAGCCACAAUGGUCUCCAGUUCCUGUCUUCGGAGGCGUUUGCACAUGUGAAGAACCUGCGCUACUUGGACUUGUCGUCCAACAACUUGCGGCAGCUGGAUGAGUUUAUCUUCGAGCCUCUGGUCAACCUGGAGGUUCUCCUGCUGUACCAUAACCAAAUUUCACAGAUUGACCGCUCAGCAUUUCUUGGUAUGAUCAACCUUCAGAAGCUCUACCUUAGCCAGAACCAAAUCUCCCGCUUCCCCUUGGAGCUGGUCAAAGAAAAGUCCCGUCUGGAGAAGCUUAGCCUCCUGGAUGUGUCCUCCAAUAAGAUCAAGAUACUGCCCAUUGAUGAGCUCCAGGUGCUGCCUGCUUGGAUAAAGAAUGGCCUCUACCUCCACAAUAACCCUCUGCUGUGUCACUGUGAUCUCUAUACACUCCUAGCCCAUUGGUUCCUUCGAAAGCUCAACUCUGCCGUGGACUUCAAAGAUGACUACACAUGCAUUCUGCCUGGCCCGCAAAAAACAAAAGUAGGCGUUUUUGAUCUCAGCGGAGACAAUAUGAACUGCAGCACAUUCAAUGAGGCAGACGAAGAGGCUUUCCUGGAGCAAACGCUCAUGCUGCGCUGUGACACCAAACACAGGAACAUGUUAAAGACCUGGACGAUGCCUGACAAUGUGCAGGUGACACCCGGAAGCAACCAGACAGCCAAAGUCUUGCAGGAUGGAAGUCUGCAGAUUAGUUCGGUGAGGUCGGAGGACUCUGGGACGUACACUUGCUUUGCUGUGAGCGGGGCCUACAAUGAGACGAUCUAUGUGGUACUGAAGGUUCACAACUUCACCAUGCACGGGGGCGGAGAGACCCUGAACACAGCGUACACCACCUUGGUGGGCUGCCUGGCCAGCGUAGUGCUGGUGCUCAUGUACCUGUACCUGACGCCGUGUCGCUGCUUCUGCUGCCCCAACAAGGGUAAGACUCGGGGUGAGGACAGCAUCCACUCCUCCAUGCUCAGUGUGACACCGACCCACGAGGACCCAGCACUCAAAGCUGAGCUGAACAGGCACGUGGCAUUCAUAGACUCAAAGGGCCUGCAGGGCCAGAACGGAAAGCUGAACCCCAACGGGAAUGAGGAUGAUGAUGAUCUGGAUGCAGAGGCUGGUUCUCUAAUGAAGGGGAAGAGGAAGAAGUCAGUAGCAGAGUCCAUUAGCUCCGUCUUUUCAGACACUCCCAUGGUGGUCUGAGACGACACGGUGGAUUCCACACGACCAGAUGUAUACGGUACAACGUGAGCCAUGUUUAAGUUUAUGUAGACUGUGACUGACCUUGCGGGCGGAAACAGACGGAAGGAUGUUCAUCUGUGUUUACUGGCAAGUGAAAAUGAGGAUCUCAAAGGGAGUAAAACAAAAAACUGUCUUGUUGUUGACAAGGACAAUACGCAGGACUUUUCCAGCAUUUCAAUCUGUAGCACUUAAUAUUCAUACUGUGAAGGGAUGGCAGUGUGCCCAGACACGGAAACUUAUGAGAGUAAAAGGUAGAUAUGUUGUUGAUAUUAGCACUCAGGAAGUGAAACAUUAAUUUGCUAAAGUGGGGGAAAUACAUAUGAUACAUUCACAGAUUUAAACUGAAAAAAAUUAAAUAGCUCACUUAGUUUAUAUUGAAACCAUGGCUGGCUCACAAAUAUAUUUAUCACAAGAACUUGCAUAGAUUCUUCGUAUGCAUAAACAUUAGUGCAUUUAGGAACAUUAAGCCCUUCUCAGUCAACACAGGGACUUAGAUAGGCAGACGGCUGUCACCACGUGUAGUUUACCUUGAGACACCUGUAGAGAAACAGCAUGCCAUGAGACCACAUUAUGACACUGAUCAGUGUGAGUGGGAUCAAGAAAAUGAGGAUUAAUCAAACAUUUAGUCAUUAAUACUGAGAAAGCGGUGGCACAAACAUAUUAAGACGCCAUUGCAGGUCAUUUUUUAAAUCUUAAUCCAGAGCUGAUGCUUAGUUGUACUCCGAUAUAAUUCAUCAGACUGAUUCUUAAUCAUACUCAUUUACUGACAAAGGAAAAUGCCCUUUUUUCCUUUGCGAUAUUAAAGGAUCAAUUUACAUAUGUAUAUGCUAUUGUUGUUAACCAGGUUGAGUCGGAUUACUGUAACAGCCUCUUAGUUACUGCAUUUCUACAGUACAACCAAAAAUAAACUACUGAAGCCUUACACAAUAAAAAAAAUUAAAAAUGGAGCGCCUCCAACAUAUACACAAUAGGUGCAGGGACGUAUUUAGUCUUGACUGAUUAUCAACAUAUUGUCUCAAUUCUGUAUACAGACAUGUCCCAUGCUCCAUAUAAGGACAAACAGACUUUUUGUUUGUUGUCCACCGAGGUGCCAACGACUGCACUGCAGAGUUGAACUCCUCUCAGCUGAGUUAUUUGUUUCUCUCCGUCACACUAGCAGGAAGUUCAAUACCGAGCCCAUGUUAAAAGCUGCCAGCCUUAGUGGAUUUCAUCUGCACCUUACGCAAAAUAUAUGAUGAAAUAUGUUAAUGUACAUUGGUCAAAAAAAGAACAUUGGAGUAUUCAUUCAUCGCGUCAUGAGUUAUGUUGUAUAUUGGAGUGUUUAAUCUUGCAUUUUGUCGGGAUUGAUGAUUCAGAGUUAAAAUGUAGCUGUAGAAAAUGAUGUAUCUAGUAUUCGCAGGUAAACAAAAGAGCCACAUAAUAAAACCAACAGGGUUCUGUUUGAAGAGGGAGCUUCUGAAGGAACACAUAUUUUACAGCGUGUAGCCGCUGACAGGAAACCCCUUGAAUUUACCAGACGUGUCGUAUGCCAUGCAUAUUUCAUUAGCAAGGUUUCAAAACGGAGACCGUGUCUUGGCAUAAACAAGAAAGGGUGAUUGCAUGAAAUUGUUUGGCGUUUCUGUCAAAUUUCAACGAGGCUAGCCCCGAGUAAAUGCUAACUGCAUCUUUUGAUGGGAUGCAGCUCCCCUCUGCUUUCCAUGUCUUUGUCUCUCCGAGCAUGAGAGGAAAGGUGCGUUAUCAUGAGUCACAGCAACACAAAGCCAUCCUCUCCGGCUCUGUGUGCGCCGACAGCCUCAAUUCAUCCCAGAUAUGUUUGCUUUGUUUAUGCACCUCUCUCAUUAUGAGGCCGCCCUUAUGUAAUUUCAAAAGCCAUCAUUCAGCCAGGCAAUGAAUGUGAUGCCAGUUAAGUAGUUUCUAAUUUGUUUAUGAGGGAAACGCCUGGAGAUUUCAUUGAGCAUUUUCUCUCCCACAGAGUCAUGUGGCUUGGAAAGUACAGUUUUCCACAGUAUAUAGUAUAAAAGAGUUGAUAUUUAUGUGAAUCACACACACAUCUCGCAUAGGGAUAUCAAUUUGGCCCUCGACAUCUUGAGGAGUGUACAUUUCUCGGAGCAAUAAAUCUUUACAAAAAAAAAACGGUGGAAUAUUUACAGUUGCUGUGUGCACCUCAGCAUCUCCUGUGUGGGUGAGAAAAGGAAGUCACACUUGGUGGUGUGCUGUGUGAAUCAUUCCACUCGCUCACACACAGGAAUACCAGGUGGAGAAAUAUAGAGCAGCCAAAAUUCCACAAGAUACACUUAAAAUACACAGAGGAUAUUUCCCCAUUUUAAGGGAUCCAGGCUCAAUGUUUUGCACUCCGGAUUUGCUUGUGUAUAAUGGGACCAAUAGCUAAAAUAGACUGAACUCAUACACAGAUAUCAAGGCUAUAAGUUCAAACUGCCAGACCAUAGAGGAAUAUCAUUUGUUUCCCCUGCAGUAAACCAGCGUCGAUCCAGUUCAAUUUGUUGUGGCUAAUGUGCAGCUCUCAGUGGGCUGUCACUAAAUUUUACAAGUUGCAGUUAUGUACAGAGACAAACUAAGUGCGACUGCUAUAGUGAAGAUCCUAAUGUAGAGGAGAAGAGUGGUUUGUUCCCUCCAAAGCAAAUCUGCCUUCCUAUAUAUAUCUAUAUAUACAGUAUAUAUAAAUGUAUUAAGACUCACUCUUUUCUGUGCUCCGUAUUGAUUAGCUGUGUUCUGAUAUGUUCUACCAGUGUACUGAUUGUAUUCUUGUGUGAUCCGAUGUUGUUGGUCAUUUUGCAUUUUGUCUGCCACUGUGCUACUGUUAGUUGUGUCGACAUUCAAGUCUUGACAUAAACGUUUAUUUUUUAAGCAGGGGUGGGGUUUAGUUUUUUAUGGAAAGAGAAUUAUUUUAAACUCGACUCGGCUGAAGCAUAUAGAUAAAUCGGAAAAUGCUUCUUUUUUUUUUUACUACAUAGGAAGGAUGUGAAAUCAUUGGGCACGAUUUGUCCUAAUGGGCAGUAAGAAUGUCAUCGUCAGUUAUUCGGUCAGUAUUUGACUCAAAGCCAUAAGGAAGUUUAGAAGAAAUGGGGAUGUAGGGUGAUGUAGGUGGAGAAGUGAGAUACUGAUUUAAUUAACUGAAUUAAUAUUGAUAAUCUGUCCGUCCACAACAAUGAAUUACUGAAACACAGCAGGUUUGAAGAGAGAGGGUAAAUACAUCUUCUCAGGACUAUCUCAGUUUAAAGUUAUAAUGUAAUAUGAUGUGAAAACUAUUUUAAAAGUUUUCACAUUUGCAGCCACAAUAAGACUAAAUGUUUGAUUUGGGGGAUCAGUGCAGAUCACAGGCCCUUUGCUUUUUGCAGUAAUGGCACUUAAACUGUUCCGUUCAUCAUCGUUUAUUACAGUUGAGAAAAGGGAGUGGCCUCUCACUGCCCGACACACAUCUCUCUCCGUUCCUCUCACUAUUUAGUAGCAAUACGGUAACAUCCUCGGGAUGAUGGAGCUAAAAGCUCUCUGCUCCUACAGUGUGCUACUUUGAGUGUCCACGGGACAAGAAUGGAGCUUUUAACAGCUUCGUAAGCACCAAGUUUAUCGACCGCCCGCUUCAAAGAAGAGCUGGUUGGUCACUGCCAUAAAAUCUUGAAAGGUCUUGCAGCUAAUGGAAUGGCUUUGCAUGGUACACUUAAGAGCUUCUCUGACUGCAGGAUAGGUGCAAUGUAGUAGGAAUUUAAGAAUUCUGAUAUAUCAUUUGACUUAAUAAAAUAUAGAGAUUUAAACCUU